Molecule: messenger RNA, 2227 nt
Organism: Nematostella vectensis (starlet sea anemone)
Lineage: Eukaryota; Metazoa; Cnidaria; Anthozoa; Actiniaria; Edwardsiidae
Product: shootin-1
Exons: 18
Coding region: 49-1803 (584 amino acids)
Source: RefSeq, a predicted model, not a curated record
ACUUCCGGUUUUCACACGUGACCCUCCGCCCAGAGAUAGGAAGCGAACAUGGCGGUGAGAGAAGCUGAGACGCAAUUACUACAGCUGCAGGAAGAUAUGAUUACGACUCAAGAAAACGUACAACACAUAGAUAAGGACUACCAGAAACUCAAGGGCUUAUCUAGAACUGCUGUGGAGGAGUUUGAUCUGGUCAAGGCAAAGUGCGAGGAAUACUACAAAAAAUUCCAAACUGAGCAUGAAAAGUAUCUAAAAGCAAAGCAAGACUUGGACCGUUUAAAGGACGUAUCCAGCUUGGCAUUAGAUGAGUAUGAGAAUCUGCACAGAAAGUAUGAGGUGGAGCAAGAAUGCCGAGAUAAGGCUGUGGAGAUUGCUACUGAGAUGGUCAAUAAAAACAAAAAGCUCAAGAGGCAAAGUCAAAUGAUAUUUACACAGAUUGCAAGCUUGAAUGGCGAUGGCAUUAAUCUGGCUGAACUGCAGUCAUUUGAGAUUCUGAAUGAGUCAGCUUCAGAUGAUUCAGGAUCAGAGAGUUCAUCUUUAAUCUUACAGGAAGAAAUAAAAGAGUUGAAAAGCCUGGUUGAAAGAUUAAAGAUACAGUUGAAUGAGACACAUGGAAAGCUGACAGAAAAUCAAGAUUUGUUUUCCAAAGAAAAAGAGGCUCAUGCUGUGACAAGGAAAAAGCUUGCUUCUUGUGAAAAGCAACUCAGACAGCUGAAUAGAGUGUCUGUGCUGGCCUACGAAGAGUUCAACAUUUUACAGCAGAGAUUAGAGAUGGAGUCAGUGUGCCGUGCAGAGGCUGAGAAACUUGCUCUUGAUGCAAAAAGAAAUGAUGAAGAGUUGAACCGUAAGAAGGAAAUUCUGCAAGAGGCCAACCAAGAUGAGAGGUUAGCUAAGGCAUUUGCUGAGAAUGACAGAUUAAACAAAGAACUCCUCCAACAAAAGACACAAGCAGAAGAAAAGAUUAAAGAUCUAGAAGAAGAAGUUUCAUCAUCAAAAGAUUGUGAAUAUAUUAAAGGUUUGCAAAGUCGGCUUGAUCUUGUGCAAGAGGAAGUAGAAAACUUGGAAAAUCAACUAACAGAGGCCCAGAAAAAAGAAAAAGAUGCUGAAGACAAAAUUUCCCAGCUCGAAAAGAAACUUGAGGAAGCUAAGAGUAUGGCCGCAGCUACGCCCCCACCCCUAUGUGCACCACCACCACCACCACCUCCCCCACCCCCUCCCCCACCGCCGCCUGGUCAGCUCAUCAAAAAAUUCAUGGGUAUGAUGGGAUCUAAAAAAAAGAACAGUUUGAAACGCGCCAAGAAGCCUGAUGACCCUGUAGCCAACGCAAUGAAGGAGAUGAUGGAUCGCAUUAACAAGGGAAAAAUACAACUCAAGCCCGUCUCAAUUCCUAACCGUUGUGAUUACAAACGCGACGAGGAGAAAGCCCCAGCUAUGAAUGAACUCGGUAGUUUGCUGAAAACAAUGAAAUCCAAGAGUUCCUACUCUCUCGAUAAGUCCCCGACAGGAGACCGAGACAGGGAGCCCGAGUGGGAGACUCUGAAGCUGCGAAAGCGCUCUGACGCUUACUUACCGCGCCAACCCUCGGAGUCGGUGGAGAACCCGGCGUUCCAAGCGAAGUCGAUUCUCCGCAAACCCAGGAGUCGCUCGAUGGGAGAUAUGCUGGACGAUAAGCCGCGAGAGGAGGAGAAGUCAGAACUACAGAAGAUCCUCAAGAAACAAAAAGCCGUCGCCGAGAGAGAAAUAGAGGGUCAAGAAAACCCGGAUGAUACUACAACCCCAGCCGCAUCAUCGAGCGAGCAGCAGUGAAUUUGAGUUGCAAGCCUAGGACAAUAUUAUUAACAACUACAACAACAAGUAGCAGUAAAUGUGAAGAUGGCGCAAGGACAAUCACAAACAUAAGGGAGUUGUACCAAGUGAAAAAUUCCUGAAAGGAAAACUUUAAUAGAAAAGCGUUGAACUCACCUAGGUUAUUUUAAUAGCAUUUAUUUCAAUCAGGAAUAUAUUUAUCCUUACGAUAGUACUAGCUGGAAAGGCUGUACAAAUUUGUCAUACAGAAUGCAGUACUUGUAAAUUAACAGAAUCGAAAAAUUGGGCGAAUAGAAUUUAUAUAUACAUAGGCGUGAAUGCAUAAGAUAUUAGUGAUGUAAAAUAGUCACUGUUUUAAACAAAUUUUGGAAAAUCAUCGCUGUCACAGAUGUAAAUAAGUUGAAUAAAAUCGUUCUUAUUUUUA